Molecule: messenger RNA, 1884 nt
Organism: Saccostrea cuccullata (small rock oyster)
Lineage: Eukaryota; Metazoa; Mollusca; Bivalvia; Ostreida; Ostreidae
Exons: 6
Coding region: 100-1707 (535 amino acids)
Source: RefSeq, a predicted model, not a curated record
UCAAUAAACGCCCACGGAGAAGAAUUCGUCAGAGGUGGGUAAUAUGUGAAUGGACAUCAAACUCAAAAACUGGUAUCAGUUUUGUCACAUCUUAUAGAAAUGGAAGAUAUAUUUGUCGGACGAGUACAAUGUACAGAAAAUUUUAAAGCAGCUUGGAAUCGUGGCCAUUACAAGAUUUUCGGAAUUUAUGGUCCCAAGAGUGUUGGCAAAACGAGAUAUGUGAAGAACUUCCUAAGAAUUUUGAGAACUUCUGAAAAAAGUGAUAAAAUGAAAACAAUCACUCUUGAUUUCCAAUGCAUUAGAACAUACGAAGCAUACAUUGCAACUGUUGCUGGGUAUUUAAACAUACCGAAGUAUGACGUUUGUUCCCAUAAAAAUUGCCAAUGCAUACAAAAAGUUAUCAAGGUUCUUAAAGACUGUGACGAUGUUUAUAUUUUUCACCAUGACCAUCAAGAGGAAGCCAAGGCCAAACCAGACUCGGAUGGAAACCUUCCAGAUUCAACAAAACAAAGUCUCUGGGAUCAAAUCUAUGUAGAAGUCAUCAAACCACUUCUUACAGAAUGUAGCAACUUUUAUCUGAUCAUUUCCUCAAUGGAUGAAUUUCGAUUUGCAGAGCUAAGGAGGGUUUUCUGGAUGCAGAAACUCCCUGCUUUAACAGAGGAAGAGUGUUUGGAACUGUUAAAUGACGUAUGUCCCUCCUCUGAUGAAGUCACUAACGCUCGCCGACACGUAGUCAGACUUUGUGAAGGAAUACCACCAGCUAUAAUCAAUGCAGGUCUAUUGAUGAAGGAUAAUGUAAUAUCUGUCGAUGAGGUUAUACAUUUAAUGGUGAAACAGAUCGUUGAGGUACUGAGUGAUGAAUUUCUUCCUCAUCCAGAAAGAAUAAACACACAGCUGCAGCAUCGAUGGAAACAUUUGAGCCAAGAACAGAGUGACAACUUAGUGAAGACUCUUUUUAUUAUAAAAUACACCAGCAAAUCGACGAUAAAAGCAAACGCGAAAUUGUUAAGAUGUAAGAGUGUAGCAGAAUAUAAAUUCAACCACCUGCUUCCCUUGCUGAGAAGAAAUCUGCUGACAUACAACAAGGAUGACGAGACUAUCUCCACUUGUCCAUUGAUUAAGCACAUCUUAGAAGCUGUUAAUUACAUCAAAGCAGAUAAUAUCGGGAAAAAAUUACACGAACAAAUCAAAGCCAUACUGGAGCCACAGAUGCAAAAUGGAUCAGAAUGUUGUACCUUUGAUUCCAAUGAAAAACCUUCAUCAACAAAUUCUGCUACCAUGAGGAACGAUCUUUGUGCAUGUCAUCAGAAUUCAUUUGAUGCCAGAGACACGCAAAAAUGUUUUUCAAAAGUUCCAGUAGAACAUGAAAAUAAAUUUUCUGAUGGGAUUCCUGCUCAAGAAGUAGGUCCGGUCGAUUCUAAAAGUAAUUUAAGAAGUCGCCAUGAUUCUUUCAUUGGACAUAAUUUGAACAGGAAAUCUUUGGUGGAUGAAAAACAUUAUAAAGACAAGGAUAUUGUUAAAACAAGUCUUUCUUUUCAUCUUGAACAAAUGUCUUUAGGAGCAGACGAAUUUCGACAACUGAAUUGUAAGCAAAAUAUACAUGGAAAUUAUACAUGUACAAAUGAGAAUCUAGAGAAUCAUCUAUCAACAGAUGACAAUACAUCAGAUGAUAAUACAUACAGGAAACGUAGACUUGAUUCCUCUUAGUAGUGGGCACGUUGAUACUCAUCAUUUUUCAUUAUUCAAUGUAUAUAACAGGAAAUAGCAUUGAGACUCUGGCCCGUAUGAGCUCAAAAAUAUCCGGUAUUUCAUUUACUUCCUAGGCCAUUUCUUCGUCAGAAAGUACAAGAACAGAGGAAGCAAAUAUUUCUGAGGAUUGCGUCA